Molecule: messenger RNA, 6828 nt
Organism: Dermatophagoides farinae (American house dust mite)
Lineage: Eukaryota; Metazoa; Arthropoda; Arachnida; Sarcoptiformes; Pyroglyphidae
Source: RefSeq, a predicted model, not a curated record
AUGGCGCCCAUGUAUUCUGGACAAUCAUUAUCAACCACAACGAAUAACAAUAAUCAACAAACUAAUAGUGAUUCUUCAUCAUCAUCAUCAUCCACUACUGAUUCAUCUGAUCGUUGGCAUACAGUAUCAGCAUAUGUUGGUUCUGAAUUAUCCAUACCAUGUGCUAUCGAUGUCAGUGGUUGUGGACGUAUAUAUUUUAUUACAUGGACCAAAAAUGUUUCCACAUCAUCAUCAUCAUCAUCUGCAUCCGAUUCUGUAACAAUAAUGUCGUCCAAUACAGCAAGUGAUCAUCAUGAUGAUUCUCAAGAAAUUUCUUCCGAUUUUUCCUUUUCAAAAACUUUCUCAUCAUCAUCAUCAUCAGCAACAACAUCUUCACCUUCACCAUCACCGUCAUCAUCACAAAUAUCGAAAUCCGGUGAAUGGCAACGUGUUUUCAUUCAUUCAGAUACAUUUGAACGUGUUUUAGGUGAUCUAGAACAAUUUGGUCCAAAAAAUCGUGUACGUUUUGGACCAAAAAAUUUAUCACAAACAAAUUUUGCUCAUCUAACAUUGCAUCAUGUUGUACCUGAAGAUGAUGGUAUCUAUAAAUGUGAUGUUACAUAUGUUACACCACAUGCACAUGGAAAGUGUCCUUCAUUGACCUAUAUACGUGUACAAACACUUGUGAAACCAAGCUCGCCAAUAAUUCGUAUCAAUGGUAAAUCAUUGGCCGAAUAUCGUAUGUCGAUGGAUUCGGUCAUCACUGUGGAUGAUGGUGGUUCAGGUGACUAUUCAAGUGCCAAAUCUUUAUCUUCAUCUUCCCAAUUAUCAAAUCAAACACUAUCCAAUAUUGAUCUGAAUCGUUAUCGUCAAUUUGGACCAUUUGAAGAAGGUUCAACUAUUGUAUUUGAAUGUUCAACAUUCGGUGGACGUCCAAUGCCUGAACUUCGUUGGUUUAAUGGAUCACGACCAUUACGAUCGAAAAUAACUGUUAUGGAUCUGGAUCCAGAUUCCUUGGAUCAAUCUAAUGAUCCUGAUUUAAUCAUAUUAACCAGUGAUCAUCAUCAUCAUCAUCAUCAAAUGGAUGGAUCAUCAGCUGUUCGACGUAAAAUUAUAGCAACAACAAGAAUUAUUGCUAGCCGUUUUGAUUUGGGAGCAAAAUUUGAAUGUCGUGUUUUAUGGAAUAAUACUCAAGAUGAUGCAAAUAAUGGUGAUGAUGGAUUCAUUACGACCACCACCACCACCAACAACAAUGCCUCAUUGCUCAAUGAUUGGUUAUUGUUAGACAUCCAAGUUCGUCCAUUAGUGAUUCGUGUUGAUUCACCACGUUCGCCAGUAAUAGCUGGUGAAACCGUACUUCUUCGUUGUACAGUGGAUGGUGCUCGUCCAUCGGCAAAUAUUACCUGGUAUAAUCGAUCUGAAGUAGUACAAGCUGAACCGUUGCCAACAUUCAAUCAUCUAAUAUCGACGACGACAAAAAAUAAACAAUCAUCAGAGAAUAAAAUUACCGGGCCAUUAGUUGGUCCAAAUCAACCGGUUCGUACGAGAAUCACCACUGAAUUAAUGACUGAUGGUACAUUCCGCACGACAUCAAUAUUGGCAUUCGUCGCCAGUCGUUCGGAUCAUCAAGCAGAUUUUUUUUGUAAAGGUUCCAAUGAAAUUCUACGGAAUCGUAACGAAGUUCCAUUAUUGCAAGGAGUACAGCUACAAGUUUUAUAUGCUCCAGUUGUAGCCAUCGAACCAGACGGUCUAAUUGCCGUGAAUGAAAGUUCUACCGUACAAUUUUGGUGUACAUAUGAUGCAAAUCCAAUGAAUAUAUCAGAAAUACGUUGGUACAAAGAUCAUCGGCUCUUAGAUACAGCAUUUUUACAGCAACAACCGAAUGAUGAUGAAAAUUCAAAUAAAAAAAUUUUCAUGUCACGUGAUGAACGUGGUACACCAAUGUUGACUAUCAGAAAUAUUGAUCGUAAUGAUAGUGCCAAUUAUAAAUGUCGUAUACGUAAUAAAUUCGGUGCAAGUGAUUCAAUAACAACAGCUCGUUUAGAAGUGGCAUAUCCUCCCAUUGUAUCGCUAGAGGUUGUAGAACCAAAAAAUCAAAUUAUUGAAGAACGUUCAGAUACACCAGUCAUGCCAACAAUGACAUUACGUUGCACAACGUUACACGGAAAUCCAUCCAAAUUACAAACCGUCAAUUGGUAUCGUAAUGGCCGUCAUUUUAUAACAACAAUUUCAUUCCAUAAACUACAACAACAACGGCAAUCCGCAUCCUCUCAAAUUAUUCCAACGAUAUCAUCAACAUUAUCGUUAUCAUCAUCGACGACGACCACAACAACUCCAUCAUUUUUGCAUCAUAGUUUCUAUCAUCGAAUCGGUACUGGUAAACAUUUUACAUUGAUCGAUGAAUCAACACCAUUAUCUGGUCCAUUAAAUGGUCAAUUUUUAUUGACACCAAAUGGAACAUCAUGGUCAACCAAUAAUGGUGAACCAUACGUUCAUUAUCUUAAUGAACCUGAAAUUUUGAUCAUUGCCAAUGUAACUCGUGAACAUCGUGGAAAUUAUAGCUGCAUAGGUUUCAAUGGUGCUUCUAACGGUAGUCGAUUAUCGGCUGCGAAAAUUAUUUCUGUCAAAUAUCCACCUGGACCAGCUUCGUUGAUGUUGACCAGUAGCAGUAAUAGUGAUACAAAUAAUCGAUAUAUACUUAAAGGAACACAAGCAGUAUUGGAAUGUAGAAUCGAUGAUCCUGGUGAUCCUCCCGCUAAUUCGAUCAUAUGGACCCAUAAUGGUGUUCGUAUUGAUCGUGCAACGACACAUUUUCAGCCACCACCACCACCACCUAUGACUAGUGAUUCUGUUCAACAAAAUCCUUUGAUUGCAAGAUAUCGAACACCAAAAGCCGAUAUGUCUACUUCGGGUGAAUAUCGUUGCCGAGCGAUCAAUGAUUUAGGCCAAGGGGAAUGGGGUCAAUUCCGUUUGGAUGUUAAAUCUCCUCCACGGAUACUGCAAUCGCUUCCAGCCACCAUUGGAGCACUGUCCGAUCAAAAUCUAACUUUAACAUGUCGAGUUGAAUGUCAACCACCGUGUGAGAUUCAUUGGUUCCACAAUAAUCUGACACGUUUAUCUCCAGAUACAAGGGGUAUUCUUCCAUCAUCGCUAUUGACCAAUGAAUAUCGUGCUAAAUUACGUAAUGGGAAUGAAAUGAUUUUUUCGUUGAUCAAUGAACAAUCUGAAGGCAGCAUUCAAGGUCCAUCUCAUACAUGGUCAUCAUUUACAAUACACAAUACUUCGGUUUUAUUUGAUUUUGAUCAAUUAACAUGUGUAUCAUCCAAUUCUGAUACAGAAGAAUUAGGUCCACCAGUUCAUUCCACAGUUGUAUUUCGUCGUGAAUAUUUACCACAUUCAGUUCAUCUAUCAGUGCCUGGUAUUGAUCUAUUGGAAGGAGAAGGAUAUCCUGAAAAACCGAUACAAUGUUCAGCAUUCGGUAAUCCAACUCCACGUUAUUAUUGGACAUUCGAACCAUUUGUUCCUACGCAAGGUUAUUAUAGUCAUGAAAAUCAUUCUCGUAAUAAUCAGACUAUUGUGGCUAUUGGUCCACAAUUAACGUUGGAUAAAUCUAUGGCACAAAAUCCUCAAGGUAAAAUACUUGAAACUUCAAUGGAAUUUCAGCUGGAUGUUACUACUACUUCAUCAUCUCAUCAUAAUCAAUUGAAUGGACGUUUUCAUGCUACAAGAACUUUAUCCGGUAAUUAUACAUGUGUGGCCACUAAUCAACAUGGUUCUUCUUCUUCUACAUUAACUAUUAAUGUUUUCUAUCGCCCGGAAUGUGAACUUCGACGUAUAAAUACUGCUAAAAUACUUCAUAAUCGACAUCGUUCACAAGAUUCUUCUAGCCGUUUGGAUCGUCAACAACAACAGCCUGUUCCAAUAAUGUUAUCAUGUACGGCCAUAUCGAAUCCAGCACCUGGAAAAUUUUCAUGGUAUCGACGAAAUGGUUCUGAAUUGAUGGAAAUUCAUCCAUCACUUAAUUCUGAUCAUUCAUUAUUUGUUGCUAUAUCACAAGAUUAUGAUUAUGCUAGUGAUUCAUCUGGUGCGACUGCUGUAUUUGAUUAUUAUCAUCAACAACCGCAACAACAAAAUCGCCACCAUAAUCAUUUUCAGAGUGAUAACUAUGAUGAUGUUGCUAUCGUUGGUCAUAGUGUUGGUGGACAUACUAGACAAAGUAUUGUAAUGGGUGUACCUGCUGAUGCCGAUCUUGAUGAAUAUGCUUGUGUUGUUUCAAAUGCGAUUGGAGAAUCUCGUCCAUGUUGGUAUGAAGAAACACCCACUUCUGGUCAGAUUAUGUCAUCUUCUACGGGUGGUCGAAAUGGUUUGGGCCAAUCUACUGCUGAUAGUGCUUAUGAUAAUUUAUUCAUGGUAGCUGCAUCAGCUGGUCUUAUCGUAUUUUGUUUAGUAUUAUUCUCGGCAGUUGCCAUUGUAUUCUGUCUUCAUCGAAAUGGUAGCCGAACUGGUGGUGGUGCUUCAUCAUCAUUCAAAGGAUUCGGUGGUUCACGUAAUUCAGUCGAUGAUGAUAUUAAUACUCCACAACGUUUGAAAUUAAAUCGACCAGCUCAUCAUUUAUUGAUGCUUGAUGCACAUCAUUCAACAUCGGAUCAACCAUUGGAUUCAGCAUUCAUAGUUAAUACAAUGGAUACAAAUUGUUCAAAAACCGCUACACUUACUGCCGGUUAUCGAAUGGCUGGAACAAUGUCGAAUCAUCAUCAUCAACAACAACUAACCACGCCAUUGAUAACUGGAACCUUAUCGAAAUCAUCAUUUUAUCAUCAUCAACUACGACAACAGAAUCAAAAUCAUUAUAGUACAGCUGAUGGUUCCAUAUAUGAUGGUGGUAUGAUAACAAAUUCCGAUGAUGGUGGUGAUCUAGAUCUUGAGAAUAGUGCCUCAAAACCAUUUCUAGUUUCAUAUCCAUCACCUUCAGGUGGUCAUAAUGAUGAUAGCCUGGGUGAUGGUACAAGCCCAUCAGCUAAUCCCGUAUAUGCUGAACCUGAUUAUCAUUGUCUUCAAGAAUCAUCUUCAUCUGUACAUGGUGAUGGUCAAUUAACUGGAUCAACUUCUGUGACAACUUCAUCGGGUAAUAAUUCAAAUACAUCAAAUCUACAGAUAUUGCCACCAUUACCACCACCAGAUAUCACAAAACAACAACAAAGAUUCACAAUGGCUAAAUUUAAUAAUUCAAUCAAUAAACAGGGUAAUAAUAAAGCCAAUCAUAUGGAAAUGGAUUCAAUCAAUCAUCAUCAAACUGAUGACAAUGAUAUGAUUGAAGAUCAUUAUGAAAAUAAUCCAUAUCUACAAGCCAAUUAUGAAGAGGUGAGAGAACCGAAAUUGAUUGCUCUACGUAAAAAACGGCAAUCAUCGACAAAACUUUCAACGAAAUCUCAACGUACUGACAACAACAACCUGACGAACAAUGGACAACAUCAUUCAGGUUCAGAUUAUUCUGAUUCUGGUGAUUUCAUCAAUAAAUCCAAUGCAAUAUUGAAUCCAGCAAAUAAAGAAUCUAUUGAGUGCCUUGUUGAGAAUAAUAAUCGUGGAAAAUCUCACCAGACAAUCGAACCAGAUUAUGAAUCCUACGAUGAUGACGACGAUGGUGGAAAUGAUUAUGAAGAUGAUGAUGAUGAUUCAUCCGUCCCAUCCACUGCCUAUAAACCUGAAAGAGAUUUCUUCUUCAUUCACAACAACAACAAUAACCAAAAUCGAUCACAACAACAGCAGCAACAAUUUCGAAGUUCAUUGUCUUCAAAUAAUGAUAAUAAUUUAUCUUCCAGUUCUCGUCGUCGAUUAUUACCAUCGACAAAUAAAUAUGGAUCAUUAAUACGUCAACAUAAUCCACAAUCAGAUCAACCAUCGAAUAAUUCAUCACCACGAUUCGUAAAUAAUCUCAAUGGUACACCUCAACAAUAUCAUCAAUCACCAAUAUCUACAAGAUUAUAUUAUAAUUUUGAUCAUCCCACAAACCCGACUACUACUACUAAUAAUUCGAUAAUAUCUUCAGCAAAUGGUAAUUCAUCAUCAACAUCAUCAUCAUCGCCUAAUCCAUUCUAUAAUAGUCUUCGAAGCUAUAAUAACAACAAUUGGCGUAACAGUAGUAGUAAUAAUCGUCAUCAUCGAGGAGGUGGAAAUAGUGGAAUGAUGAUUCGACAACAUUCGGACAAUAAUAAUUAUCCACAAAUAGCAGCAACAACAACAAAUGUUGUUGGUGGUCCUACAUCAUCAUCAUCAUCAUCUUGUUUUCGACGUUCUGAAUCUACUGAACCUCUUCAACAACAAGAACCACCUGAUUAUCAUCAAACUAUUCUUGAUCGUUUUUAUAAUGAACAACAACAACAACAACAACAGCAGCAGCAAACACCAUCGACAUUUGUUGUAACACGAUCAAACAUUGAUAAUCUAUAUGGAUAGAUAGAUUUUUAAAAAUCUCCCUUAAUGAAUCGACCGAAUUAUAUUUCCAAUUUUGUAAAAAAAAAUUAUCAUUAUUUAGAUGUGCAACAUUUUUUUUUUCGUUUCUUUGGUGCAAUCAUCAUCAUCAUCAUCUAGUUGAUGAUAAAUUUUGAUUCACAAUUUCAAUCCAUGAUUUUACUUAUAUUUUGAUAUAUCAAAACAUCCAAAUCCUCAUCCUCAUCACCAUAUAUUUAUGGACAAUUUUAUUUUGAUAUUGUAAAAUUUCAACACUCGCCUUAGAAUCUAAUAUGCAUAAUAAUCACAAAAAAAAUAUAAAAAAGUGUGAAACAAAACAACAAAAACCCUCCACACAUUUUUACAACGUACAAUUUGUGUUGAUAUAAAUAUAGAAAGUGA